AUGGGUCUCGCUGGCCCCAAAAGACGCACCAAGAUUGGCACCGAUCCCAACAACAACAACUGGGCCAAAGCAACCGAUUCCUUUGGCCACAAGAUUCUUGCCUCGCAGGGCUGGAAACCUGGCGACACCCUCGGCGCCAAAGACGCAAACCACGCCUCGCAUUACACCGUCGGCAGCAACUCACAUAUUCGCGUUCUGUUGAAGGACGACAAUCUCGGUCUGGGCGCAGCCAGAGGUGGAAACAAUGCAGAGACUUUCGGUCUGAGCCUGUACUCGGGUCUAUUGGGCAGACUGAACGGCAAAUCCGAGGCAGAGGUUGAGAAACAACAGACAGCACAACGAGACGUCGAAUUGGCCCUGUAUCAAGGAAGGAAAUACGGCAACAUCAACUUCAUCAGUGCAGGCUUCCUGGUUGGUGACAAGAUGGACCUCAAGUCGACAGUAAUGCCCAAUUCCAAAUCCACUCCUCAACAAGCCGCGCCGGACGCAGCCAACAAGAAGCGAAAGAGGACAGAACCUGAACAACAAAGCACCAAUGACGCAUCAUCCGAGUCCGACUCUUCCGAUUCUGAUGAUGAGGUUGACGAGGCGCCCAAGGCAAAGAAAAUGAAGGAGUCGAAGAAGGACAAAAAGUCCAGCAAGAAAGAGAAGAAGGACAAAAAGCGAAAGGCUACCGAUGCAUCAGGCUCUGAAGACGAGACACGGGCUGAGAAGAAGGCACGUAAAGCAGAGCGACGUGCGAAGAAGGAGGCCAAGAAGGAAGAAAAGAGAAAGAGAAAGGAAGAGAAGAAGGCGGCCAAGUCAGGCACAGCGACCCCAUCGAGCGCACCUGGAACUCCUGCAGAGCCUGCACCAGUGGCUGCUCUAUACGGCAGACAAAACGUCCGCCAGAGAUACAUCGCACAAAAGCGUCUUGCAUUCAUGGAUCCACAAGCUAUGAAAGAGAUUUUCAUGGUCAAGGCAUAG
Aureobasidium melanogenum CBS 110374 is the source of this 966-nucleotide messenger RNA. RefSeq lists its product as uncharacterized. The transcript is spliced from 2 exons. The record is from RefSeq and is a predicted model, not a curated record. Gene Ontology annotation, molecular function: nucleic acid binding. Bases 1 to 966 code for a protein of 321 amino acids. NCBI's taxonomy places the organism in Eukaryota, Fungi, Ascomycota, Dothideomycetes, Dothideales, Saccotheciaceae.